UAUUUUAUUUCAUUAUUCUGAGUGGAAAAAAGAUUUAAAAAGUAAAAGUUGAUAUUUCCGGCGUUUGUUGACAAAGUGAGCGCGGAAUGGACGUGUUCACAUAUUUACAGUGUUUUAAAAAUACGAUGAGUUCGUACACAGGAGACGAUCCUCUGGACGCCUGGGACAAGUUUGUGGAAUACCUGGUUCAGAAUGUACCUGCAGAUGGCGCCACUGAGCUGGCUGUGGUGUUGGACAGUCUGGUGCAGACAUUCCUGAAUAUUGACAGAUAUGCAAAUGAUGUCAGAUACGUGAACUACUGCAUCAGAUGUGCAAGUUUGGAUGCUGAGCCCGUCGCUCUCUAUAACCACAUCUACAGUCAGGGUGUUGGCACACAGACUGCUGCCUUCUACGUGGCAUGGGCGCAGCAGUGUGAGACGCGGGGUUUAAUUGAACAGGCUGACACUGUAUACCAGAACGCAUUAGAGAGCCACGCCCAGCCCGCUGACAUCAUCAUCAAUGAAUACAGACUGUUUCAGACACGGACAAGAGCUCAGACGGGCAGAUCAGGCGGCGGUCGCGCUCCUCUACAAGAGUCUCAGCUGACCAAUCAGAUGUGGCUACAGACAGACUCGGCCACUCAGAAUAAGGCGUGUCCGAGCCAGCAGUCUGCGCACGGAACCCUCAUAACGGUGUCGCGCUCCGAGAAUGUAGGCGUGACUCGGCACCAAGACUCGCAUCUCCCGAGCGUGUCGGCCUACGACAAGGACAGGCUGGUUUGUGAAGGUUCUGAGUUCUGCUUCGAGGAGCUCCGAGCCAACGAUUAUUUCUCUAAAGACAAAGAAAAAACAAAGAACAACCGCAUGGAAACCAAAGAAGAGGGACUAACGGAAACGGCCAAGUCUCUGAUGGGGAAAGUGUUCCAGGACCUGGAACUCCACACAGAAAGACUGUGGACAGGCCACGCCCUUUCACAGCCCUCUGCAGCAGAACCCGGUCCUGGGCUGGCAUUGAACUCGACCCAGCUGCCCUUUGGACAGCCUCGCCUCCCCCAUUAUCUGGACGUCACGCAGGUGGGAUUGGCAUCCUACGCUGAUCCGACUUCCAAACAGGAGUCCAGUGCAGCUCCUGAGCUCCGUCCACAGCAGGACCUUGUCUGUGUGUCCGUCCCCCCAUCCAGUGACAAUUCUUUACGUGGAUCAGAACCUCCUUCACAGUCUGGUGCAGAUCAGCAGCCUGUGAACCAGUCUCUGCUCGGACCCGUCUAUGUCUCUGCUGUCUGUUCCGACUCAGUCUGUCAGGGCCGUCGAGAUGAGAUCCGUCAACCUGACAGCUGUCGGGAUGUGAGUCUUGGCGUCGAGUCUGAAGAGAAGCUGGACAUGUCACAGGGGGGCGCUGCUAACCUGUCCCACGUUACUCCUAACAACUCACUGGGGUAUGUUCAAGCCACGCCCUCAAGGGUGCUGCCAUCACCCACCGUGAACACACGCGAGGCACUGGAUGUGAUCAUGGACAUGUUCCAGGCCCCGACCCUGCUGGAGGACCCGUUUCCUGACACGUCUGUGCUCCACGCCGCGAAAUCGUUUGAUGCCACCAGCUACACGAGGAAUGGAGGCGUGGCUUUUCUUGUGGAACCGCCUACCGCCGCCCCAUUCACCAUCUUCCAGGACGAUGACAAAGAAAACUGCAGCGUGAUUGGUGACACUGCUGCAGAGAAGGGACCAAUCAGAGCUCUGGCUGAAAUCCCAAUGAGAAAAUCAGUCAAACCCAUGGAAGCACUUGUGGACUUGAUGCCAGAUGAGAGCACCACGUGGGGAGCUCACAACAACUCCCUCAACUCGCUGGCGGCGUGUCCCAACAGCACCUCAGACUUCGCCAUGUUGGCCCAGUUUGUCUCCACGCCAUUCACACACAAAUCGUCUUUCAACAAUGUCUACCAGGACCAAGAAACUAACGGUGAGGGUGAAGAUGCUGAUGCUUAUCUCAGACGUCAGACAAAUAAACUCAGUCCCAUCAUAGAACAGAGUCCCUCAGACGACACGGGUUCGGUGCCCGCCGUUGACCAGCUGGCGCCAACUUCAGCCAGACACGGCACCAUCGUGGGCGACGAGCUCGCCGCCGCUCAGCACUGCAUGACGUCCACCAUCACCAUGGCGCAGGCCGCGGUGGAGCUGUCCUUCAGGGACCAGACUCUGGCUCCCACCGACUCCUCUGUUCCCAGGACCACAGGUCCAGACUGGACUGUGUGCACCAGCACCGAACUGAUACUGGACACCUCAGUCAAAUCUGGGGGAGCAGGUUUGGACCAACACGCCAGUCCAAAUCAAGACCACAGUCCCUUCUGUGAUGUCCCCAUGAGUCCAGAGAGUGCCCCCAGAUAUGACUGGCUGAGAAUUCCGAGUCCAGAGGCCACAGAUGAGCCGGACCUGGACGCCUUCUUGAGUCCUGUCUCAGACAAGAAAUGGAACAUUCCUAUGAGCCCAGAACGUGCACCGCCAUGUUCUGAUGUACCCAUGAGCCCCGAGCAGCAGCUUGACUCUGAUGAACCCAUGAAUCCAGACCAACACCUGAGACCAGCACUGACCGAACCCGGGUCAGCGGCAGUCCAGUUGGUGUCGGAUCCGUGGGACAGUGACCUCUUAGCCAGUCUGCUAUCUGCACUGAAUCCGCCUCUCACCUUGCACCCCCACUGCAUCACCUGGCAGUGUGCGCUCCCGUCCAUCGUCCCAAAGAUGACCAUCAACAUGGGCAAGGCAUCCUUACGAGUUGACAGCGUUCUAGGAGAGGGGGCGUUUGCGACUGUCUACCAGGCCACUGACCCCAUGACCUCAGAACGGGUGGUUCUAAAGGUGCAGAAGGCGGCAAGUCCGUGGGAGUUUUACAUCAACACGCAGCUGGACGCUCGGCUGCAGCUGCACGAGCGACACCUGUACAGCAGCAUCCGCUCGGCUCACCUGUUCAACAACGGCAGCGUGCUGCUCACUGACCUGCACAACUACGGCACGUUGCUGAACGCAGUGAACUUGUACAAAAACUUGAGUGACAAAGUGAUGCCGCAGCCUCUGGUCAUGUACUUCACCGCCUGCAUCCUCCACAUGGUGGAGCUGUUGCACAGUGUCAACAUCAUCCAUGCAGAUGUCAAACCCGACAACAUCAUGCUGGGAGAAAGGUUCUUGGAGAACAGGUGUUUGGAUCCGGGGGACCUGGACCAUGGACUCGUCCUCAUUGACCUCGGGCAGAGCAUCGACAUGGAGCUCUUCCCACGAGGCACCGCUUUCACCACCAGGUGUCUGACGUCUGGCUUCCAGUGCACAGAGAUGCUCAGCGGCAAACCGUGGAACUAUCAGACGGAUUACUUUGGCGUGGCAGGAACGGUGCAUUGUAUGUUGUUUGGGACGUACAUGAAAGUGACCAGUGAGGACGGCUGGUGGAAGACGAACGCGACUUUCAGAAGGAAACCACACAGUGACCUGUGGCUGGACUUCUUCCACACCCUGCUGAACUGUGGCUCUCUGCAGAGUCUGCGCCGCCUCCGCAGCUCACUGAGCGCCGCCCUGCUGGACAACUACAGGAACAAGCUGCAGUCGCUGAAGAGCCACCUGGUGGUGCUGCUGCUGGAGAGCCGCAGGGCGAGGAGAUGAUGUCGUUGUCCUUGUUCCACUUCAGAGGAAGCUGAAGCAUUCUUUGUGUGAGAAUAAAAUCACUUGUAGUUUUUAUUUCCUUUGAGCUAAAUUAAACUCUGCUCUUCGGGUCUUUGUUGACUCAUUUUAUUUUAUUCUUUUCGAAGUUUGUUGUUUCUGUUUACAUUUAAUUCAUGUUGUAGGAUUUUGGAGGCUUUGAAGUGGACAUUUGAGAAAGGAGUGUUUGUACAUUUAAACAUGUAAAUAGUCAUAUUUGCAUACUAAAUUUGUACUUAUUGUAUGUAUUAUGUAUUUAUUUUGGUGAAUAUUGUUUCUUUUUCAUAGC
Messenger RNA from Thalassophryne amazonica, 3945 nucleotides. RefSeq names its product BUB1 mitotic checkpoint serine/threonine kinase (gene bub1). The transcript has 24 exons. Gene Ontology annotation, biological process: meiotic sister chromatid cohesion, centromeric; mitotic spindle assembly checkpoint signaling; protein phosphorylation. Gene Ontology annotation, molecular function: ATP binding; protein kinase activity. The record is from RefSeq and is a predicted model, not a curated record. Lineage: Eukaryota; Metazoa; Chordata; Actinopteri; Batrachoidiformes; Batrachoididae. Bases 87 to 3620 code for a protein of 1177 amino acids.